Spinacia oleracea (spinach) is the source of this 1420-nucleotide messenger RNA. Its product is annotated as glyceraldehyde-3-phosphate dehydrogenase, cytosolic-like. NCBI's taxonomy places the organism in Eukaryota, Viridiplantae, Streptophyta, Magnoliopsida, Caryophyllales, Amaranthaceae. Gene Ontology annotation, cellular component: cytosol. The record is from RefSeq and is a predicted model, not a curated record. Gene Ontology annotation, biological process: glycolytic process; glucose metabolic process. Gene Ontology annotation, molecular function: NADP binding; NAD binding; glyceraldehyde-3-phosphate dehydrogenase (NAD+) (phosphorylating) activity.
UUCCGGUCACACUUCACCUAUCUCCUUUAAAUAAAACCCUAAACCCCCUUUGUCUUUCUCUCUCUACUCUUCAUCAUCUUCAACAAACCCCCUCUCAGCCUCUAAUAUCAAAAAAAUCUCUCUUCUUACCACCAUGGCCAAGGUUAAGAUCGGAAUCAACGGAUUCGGAAGAAUCGGACGUUUGGUCGCAAGAGUGAUCCUACAGAGGGAUGACUGUGAGCUCGUCGCGGUCAACGACCCCUUCAUCACCACCGAUUACAUGACCUACAUGUUCAAGUACGACAGUGUUCACGGUCAAUGGAAACACCACGAGCUUAAGGUCAAGGAUGAGAAGACUCUUCUCUUCGGUGAGAAGCCCGUCACCGUCUUCGGUCACAGGAACCCAGAAGAGAUCCCAUGGGGUCAGACUGGAGCUGACUUCGUUGUUGAGUCCACUGGUGUCUUCACUGACAAGGACAAGGCUGCUGCUCACUUGAAGGGUGGUGCCAAGAAGGUCGUCAUCUCUGCUCCCAGCAAGGAUGCUCCUAUGUUUGUUGUUGGUGUUAACGAACAUGAGUACACUUCAGACCUUAACAUUGUCUCCAACGCCAGUUGUACCACCAAUUGCCUUGCUCCCUUGGCCAAGGUCAUCAAUGACAGGUUUGGAAUUGUUGAGGGUCUUAUGACUACCGUUCACUCCAUCACUGCCACUCAGAAGACUGUUGACGGUCCAUCAGCUAAGGACUGGAGAGGUGGAAGGGCUGCUUCAUUCAACAUCAUUCCCAGCAGCACUGGGGCAGCUAAGGCUGUUGGAAAGGUUUUGCCAGCUUUGAACGGCAAAUUGACCGGAAUGUCAUUCCGUGUUCCCACUGUUGAUGUCUCUGUUGUUGACCUUACCGUCAGACUUGAGAAGGGUGCAACCUACGAGCAGAUUAAGGCUGCCAUCAAGGAGGAAUCUGAAGGCAAGUUGAAGGGAAUCCUUGGAUACACUGAGGAUGAUGUUGUGUCAACCGACUUUGUUGGUGACAGCAGGUCAAGCAUUUUUGAUGCCAAGGCUGGAAUUGCCUUGAAUGACAACUUUGUGAAGUUCGUUUCCUGGUACGACAACGAGUGGGGUUACAGUACCCGUGUUGUUGACUUGAUCCUCCACAUGUCAAAGACCGUAAGUCGGUUGAAUGGUGGGUUGAUGUCGCUAUGGGCGUGCACUGAUGCAGUGUUUUCCUAAAUUAUCAAGAGAUGGUGCUUCUAGAAUAAAGCGGAAUUUUGUGAAAUGGAACUUUAAGAGCUUUGUUUAGUUUCAUAGGUUUUGCAAAUUUGUUAAUGUGGCUUAGUAUUUUCCCAUUUGAUCAGCAGUUGGGCUGUUGAGUUUGUGGCCUACAGUGGAGUUGUCAAACUUCCUGUUGCACUGCAUUAUAAAUAGCUGCGUUUUUUGAGUGUGCAA